UAAUGAAAAAGUGCAGUCUAGCUUUAUAAACAUCAUUGCUUUUUGAUGAAUAAGAAGGUUUAUAAUUAAUUGAUUUUAGACUUCUAAGCUCAUGAUGGUGAUGGUCUAGGUCCAUGGUUUAAAAUGAAAGAAAAAAAAUAAUUGGCUGCACCUUUAUAGCCUAUACGAAUUCCUUAAAUUAGAAUAAAAAGCUAAUAAUAACAAAAACGAGUCCUCUAAAUAAAAACAGAGAGAUAUAAUACUGAAAGAGCAAUGCAUGUGAAUGAGGAUCCUAUUCGGAUAAAUAACUUAAAAUAAAAUUAAGAAUACACUGAUUCUUCUUCACCAGUAGAAUAAAUCAUUAAGAAACACUUUUCUAAUAAAUAGUCUGUAUUUUUUCCAAAAAGCUAACAGAGUUCAUUUGUAUAAAAGUCGGAUAGAUCAAAUAGAUAAAUAAGAGUGAAGAAACUUAAAAUUUGUAAUUCUGAUAUUCCGUUGAUCAACUAAUAUAAUUAUUUUUCAAGAUUAUUGUGAAA
This is a messenger RNA of Paramecium pentaurelia, 515 nucleotides long. NCBI's taxonomy places the organism in Eukaryota, Ciliophora, Oligohymenophorea, Peniculida, Parameciidae. The record is from the annotation of a GenBank genome assembly.